AGCAACCAGAUUUGUCUGUUAUGACUGUCUUACUAUAAACACACAAAAAAAUGGAGAAAACUGAAGAAGACGCUGAAGAUCUACACACGAAAAUGACCAGUCCGAGACGCAGACGUAGACGUAAGAAGAAGAAGCGCAACUUGUUCGAUAUCCCCGGAGUGAGGAAGAUCGUCCUGUCAGAACUCACUCAGAAGAUCAUUGAGUGUGUGGUGGGUGAAAAUGUCACCUCAGAGAGCCCCUGGAAGUAUGUGAAGAAGGAACUGGUGCAGGACAACCUGGAGCUGCACGAGGAAAGCUCAGAGUUUCUACCUCUGAGGGCCGAGAUCCUGGCCUACCCGAGGAACACCAUUUUAAUAGGUUACAUAGCCGACGAAACCCAAGACAAAGACGACGAGUUCUACAUAUGCGUCACAGAGGAGGCCACCAACGUGGUGUCACAAAUCAUCGAGAAACUGCGACAAGAACAAGAGGACCGACUGUACUAUCAGCUCUACAAGGACAUCCAUCCAUGGCAAUCCAUGGGUACCGAGGAGGAAGUAGAUGAGGCAAUAGUAAAGAACAACCGUCCAUUGAUCGAAGUCGAAGUGGAGUCACAAUACCCGAUCUUCCCCGAGAAGGUCAUAUUUAGGAUAGUAAACGCUGAAACAAAAAGAGACGGCUAUAUGGAGUUAAAGUGCGAGGAGGCGAUGAAUAACGUUUAUAUGAGAAGGAUAGAUAGUGGGAUCCAGGCGGCCCCUUCAGUGAUGUCUUCGGAGGCACAAACCACUUGUAGCUACCCCAGGAAUGCCACGACAGAAUAUUCAUAUGAUGUGGGUGAUACUAAGCCUAUGCUGCUGCAAUGCGAACCGGAUAUUAUUAGAUAUGCCAGCGAUAAUAUGGAAAAUCUGUCGGAUUUGCUUCAAGUUAAUGGGGUGAUCAACUUCUAUGCCAACGACUAUGAUUCUUUAAUAAAAAAUAUGUCGCUGACCAACGUGAAGGAACGGCUCUCGAGCAGCAAAGAGUUCGCCGAAUAUUUGUCCUUCUUGGACGUGAACAUGUGCAAGGGCAAAAUGAUUUCCGACAUCAGUUGGCAUCAGAUGUGGUCCGGCACCAUCGCUAUUGCCUACUCUGAUAUCAGUUCUAACGUGUUUUACACUGGACCUAAUAAGGAGGAUGAGGUUUUUAAAGCUGUUCACACAACAAACCUGGUGUUAAUAUGGAGCUUCUUGGACCCCCUAAAGCCAAAACUGAUACUGGAAUCCCCCAGGGAAGUAGUGAGGCUCUGCUUUUGCAAAUUCGACGAGAACGUUCUGGUUGGAGGCUGCAAUAAUGGGCAAAUAAUCAUUUGGGACAUUCGGAAUAAAUUGCAAAAAGUCGAAGAAAAAGAGGUGCUGACCACCGCUCAGCAGAAAUACCGAAUCUACAUGAACUCCCUUAUGGGCUGGAUGAAGAACACCCAUGACAUCUCUUUGGUGAGACCAGCGGCUGUGUCUGACCUAAGAUAUUCCCAUAAGGCAGCCGUCACCGGGUUAUCCUGGGUGAACCCUUUCCACGAAUUCAGCAGAACGGGUAAUUUGUCCGAGGUACCGCUUGAUCACAAUGACGUACCGAAGUACUCGAUGCAACUGCUGACCACCUCCCUGGACGGGAGCGUCCUGAUUUGGGACUUCAAGGACAAACCGAGUCUGAAACAGGGAGGCUAUCGGCCCAAGAGGUCCAGGAGGUUGCAAAAGAAACCCAGCGGCCUGGAGGUGGACGAGUCGCCUUAUCGGAUACUGCACCUGAAUAUGAGACCGAGGUAUCGGAUCAACGUAUUGAGGAAGGACAGUAAGAAGCCGAUAGCGAUCACCAGCGGCAGCGGAGGGUUCUGUAAGCUGAACUAUGUCGAAGCUUUUCCAGAGUUGAGCAAGAAGAACGAUAUUAGGGAGAGGGUGAUUUAUAAGCCUGUGCUGGAAAAGCCCACCUUUGAAGCCAGGCCGGUGGUGACUUUGGGGACAGCUGAGGGAGACUACAUUGAAAUGUACUGGGAGGGUCAGGACUUUGACUCCGGCGAAGCGGUGAAUUGCGAGCAAGGAAAGUUCAUCACUGAAGCAAAAUACCACGAUGGACCGGUCGUGUCGGUGCUAAAGGGUCAAGGUCACCGCAUCUCCUUAACGGCCGGUGGCAAAAUUUUCGCCAUAUGGAGAGACGACCUGCCCGGGAGACCGGUGCUCUGGAGGAGAAGCAGGCAGUUUAUUACCAGAGGAGCCUUUAACAUUUUUGAGCCCUAUAAAGUGACCACUCAGUCGGUAACCGGGGUGCAAACCCGAUGGAUUUUUUCCAUGAACAGCAAGUCGCCGAUAUUCACUCAAGUUUUAUCCAAUAGUUUCUUAACGGUGUCCGCCAUUCAUCCUUUUCCAGGUGAAAAGGUGAUUUUUGGUAUUGGGGAUGAACAAGGAGCUUUUAGGUUGUUUUAUGUGAAAACAAUGUCUUAUGGUGACAAUCUGGAUAAGGCUUGGGAGAACUUUCUGGAUAGGGAGGUUAAUAGGAAAAAAUUGUUUUUUGCAUGGCAGGAUGAUUUUAAUAAACGCAACGAACAAUACUUGCAAAAAAUGAAAGAAGAAGCGGAACAAAAAGCGAGAGAGGAGGCGGCCAGGGAGGCGAGCGGGGAAGAGAAAAAAGAACCUGAGAAACCUGCUAGAAAAGGACCACAACCAGGCAAGUUUGUUGAAUGGAUAGCGGAACAGAGACAACUGAAGGAGGAAGCGAGAAUAAAAGCGAUGAUAAUAAACAAGAAGCAACUGGACACUAAGGAGCUUGAAAAGAGACGUAAACCCUUACAAAAGCUCGACGAGGAAAACGAGAGGAAGAAGCGAAAACAGAAAGAGAGAUUGAAACAAGGAGAAACCAUUUUUAAAGACACCAUAGCCAGUCUGUUUCCCGAUGUAAUAAAAGAAAAACCUCCUCCACCUCCAGAUCCUUAUGCCGGCGGAGACCCUUUGGAGGAUAAGGAGAAUUGCUAUCAAGAGUUUCUAGAUUUAUCCGUUGAAACUGACGCUUUCAUCCAAGCGAAUCCUCUUCAGUACGAUUUUGAUUUUAAGAAUUUGCUAGUUGCCAGCAGAAGCAAAGACGAACACUUCUUUAGGUCUUUUGGACACCAGAAAAGGUACGAGGAAGAGAAACGAGAGCGAAGGGGGGACGGGCAUAGAAGUUCUCUAGAUGUAUCGCAAGAAGAGUUUGGUGAGGGUGUCGAAAAUCCCGAUGAAGAAAUAUUAGAAUCUUUAGAUGUUGUGCUUUAAAGUUUAGUAAAUAUAGUUGAAUUUGAUAAGCA
Molecule: messenger RNA, 3289 nt
Organism: Anthonomus grandis grandis
Lineage: Eukaryota; Metazoa; Arthropoda; Insecta; Coleoptera; Curculionidae
Gene: mmm
Product: dynein axonemal intermediate chain 3
Exons: 16
Coding region: 51-3257 (1068 amino acids)
Biological process (GO): inner dynein arm assembly; cilium movement involved in cell motility
Cellular component (GO): inner dynein arm
Molecular function (GO): dynein light chain binding; dynein heavy chain binding
Source: RefSeq, a predicted model, not a curated record